UGAGGGUGUCUGCACCUCCAUGUGGGAGGCAGACAGAGAAACUGAGAGGCCCUUCUGCCCCAGCGUGGCCCCAGAGAGAUAGGACAAGGGAAACCAUGGUGGGCUGGUUAGAGCCCCUGGGAUGCCCAGCACUCCAACUUCGACCUUGGCAAAGGUUACUGUACCCCUCCAGCCCCUGGCAGUUGUCUCUGGCAACUCGUCCCACUUGACAGGUGAUGGAGUUUGGGUCUGGAGGCUGCCUACCUACUCAGGCCCAUGACAACUUAGGACAGAGCUGGACUGAACUUUGACUCCUCCUUACCCAGAGAGGCAGCAAGCAGAGACACUGGGGUAGAGGGGACCCCAGGCUGAACGCCUGGCUAGCUAUAAGGACCAGGGGUCAGUUGGCCCCCAUUCUCCCAUGGGCAUGUGCCCAUGCAGAAUGACACAGGGACAAGGCAGGGCUCACGGCACACAGACUGCCCAUGGCCUCACCUGGGGCUCCCUGUGCCCCACUCCCUGCAGUCAUUCUCAGGCCCCCACCCCCACACACUCCAAAAAUCUGCCCUCACUCCUCACUUCCUAUCAUACCAGCAUUUCCUGGAUCAGCUCUGAGGAUCUUUUGGGGCUCACCACACAGGCCCAGACCCCACCUGGGUGAGGCCCCUCCUGGAGUGUCCACUGACUAGGGCACAACCUCCAUGAGAGCAUAGGCCCAGGUCCUACAAUGUAAUUGCUUACCCCAUGAGUGGGUGAGGAUGCCCACCCAGGACCCUCUCUAUUGGGGCUCCCACAGAACAGGCAUGCUCUGCACUUCCAUGGAUAUACCACCGGGCCUGGGGUCUGGCCACAAGGUGCCUGAGCUGAAUGGCAGGGAUCCUGGCCCCAGUACCAGCUUAGGCCUUGUGCCCAGUGUGACCUUGAGUGUCCCUUCCCCCCUUUGUGCUCCAGACUCCUGAGGUAAAUAGCACCUCCCUUUGGGUGCCCCUCCCUCCAAGGUUAAUGGAUGUUAAAGUGCUUCUGGAAGAAAUACACUUUGGACACAACAGUGUGCAGCCUCCCUCUGCCCUGCUGGGAGAAUUGUUGGCUCACACAACCACAGCAGCAGGCUCUGGGCCCCUUCAGUGAGAGCCAGGUGAGCAGGUAAGGGAGCCAGGUGAGCAGCCUCCUGACCCUCCAAUGGAGGAAUCUUGAGAAAAUAUAACAACCCACUUGCAAGCCAGUCUGAGUUCCAGAGGAGCCCAACUUGGGGACCAUGCAGAGGCUAAGUCUCCCUGGACCCCUCCACCCCCACAUCCCGACGUGCGACCGUCGUGCCGACGUGAACGCUUUGGAAACAGGAAGAGUGAAGGGAAGGCACGCUCCAAAAGGGCCGGUCUGGCCGAAUUCGGCCCUAUACUUUCCACCACGACCGCUCGCACACGCAAGGUACUGACCUGAGCCCCCAACCCAGGGUGAGGACCUGGGCACUGUGCCCACUCCAGGUGAGCGCACAGGUGCCUCCAGCUUUCAGGCUGCGCCCCCGGGUCGGGCGCCAUGACGGGCCUCUUAGGGCGCGUAUCACUGCGGAGACUGUUGUGCGGACGGCGGACCCCGGUCCCCAGUCUGCUAGUGCGCCCCAACUCAGGAGGGCCCUCCUGGACCUGGGAGCGGACCCUGGUGGCCGUGAAGCCAGAUGGGGUGCAGCGGCGGCUUGUUGGGGAUGUGAUCCGGCGUUUUGAGAGGAGGGGCUUCAAGCUGGUGGGGAUGAAGAUGCUUCAGGCGCCGGAGAGCGUCCUUGCUGAGCACUAUCAUGACCUUCGGAGGAAACCCUUCUACCCAGCCCUCAUCAGCUACAUGAGCUCUGGCCCUGUGGUGGCCAUGGUCUGGGAAGGCCCCAAUGUGGUCUGCACCUCAAGGGCCAUGAUAGGACACACUGACUCAGCUGAGGCUGCUCCUGGCACCAUUCGAGGAGACUUCAGCUUCCACAUUACCAGGAACGUCAUCCAUGCCAGCAACUCCGUGGAGGAGGCCCAGAGGGAGAUCCGGCUGUGGUUCCAGAGCAAUGAGCUGGUGGACUGGGCAGACGAAGGCUACCGCAGCAGCCUCUACCCAUCCUGAGCCUCAGGAUGCCCUCAGCUGUCCCAGCAUCCACUUGGGACCAACUACCUCUGUCCACAUGAACUUGAGCCCACCCCUGUGUUCUGCCUGUCUGUCUUAGACCACUUCCCUGUUUACCUUCCACCCCAGCCCAGAUCAGCUGAGCCAACUUUAUGUGCCUUUUGUAUUCUAAGCCAGCAAGAGAUUGGAUCAAAUCCUUUCCAUACCACGAUGCCAGACCACCUUUGGGGUGUCUCCAGAAAUGGGUAGUUUAUUCUCCACUCCCCCAAAGGGGAGACAUUAAAACUCACUGUGCUGUGCAUGGGGGUGGAGUGCUUAUUAAGACUGGGUACAAAUGAGGCCUUUAUGCAAAGUUGUAAGUGGUUUGAGAGUAGAGAUGAAACUUACCAUCUCAUAAACCCAUAGGGGAUCAAUAACUGUAGAAUGUAUGAUUUUGGCAGAGGUCCAGAGACCUCCAACCUAAAAUUUUGGGGAAUCCAACCUGGGCCUUGAAGUUGGUGCUGUCCCCACCUCCAGCUGGUCUGAUUCUGCUGGAGGAGCCACCUGCCUUGGGCAGGAUUGGAGGUGGCAGGAAGGAGUGACAGAGACCACCCUCAGGGCAAAGAGCCUGCUAACCAUGGCCUUCCCCCCCUUCAUGUCUUCCUGUGGCUGCCUGGUGUCCACUUGUUUUCAUGUUGACACUGUAUCUCACCCCUCGCUCCUGGUCCUCAGGUGUCCCUACUUGUGACAGGUCCUGGACACUGCAUGUCAUUACACCUCCUGAGAUUGACCUGGUCCUCGUUUUAUUUUUCUUUUGCCUUCUGAUGAUGGAUGCCCUAGUCCGUGCCCUGACGUUUAUCACUCUCUAAAUGGGUCAUUUUGGGAAAUGGCACUGUGGCUGGACAAACGAAGUAAAGGCCUUUCUU
Molecule: messenger RNA, 2984 nt
Organism: Phyllostomus hastatus (greater spear-nosed bat)
Lineage: Eukaryota; Metazoa; Chordata; Mammalia; Chiroptera; Phyllostomidae
Gene: NME4
Product: NME/NM23 nucleoside diphosphate kinase 4
Exons: 7
Coding region: 1516-2079 (187 amino acids)
Biological process (GO): UTP biosynthetic process; CTP biosynthetic process; GTP biosynthetic process
Molecular function (GO): nucleoside diphosphate kinase activity
Source: RefSeq, a predicted model, not a curated record